GACGUUACCAAAUAAUACAAUUUUAAAAUUUAAGGUUAGAUUACAAACAUUUUGUUCUAUGUUAUAAUAUUUAAUUAACAAAGAAACUAAACAAUAAUAGAAAAACUGAACUAACAUUAGUUUUUGAAUAGUGUAACAAAAUGAAGAAAGAAGAAGUUCAAGAAAUUUUCUUAAAAAUCCUGGAAGAAGAAGCAGACGUAUCAGCUGGUGUGGCGGCGAUAAAAACAUUUUUAACUGUGAUAGAAAAUUAUAAAGUAACAACAGUCCGAGAGCUGCACCUCAAUCUGCAAUUAGCUGUGGACGCCAUGAGACACUGUGACCAGCCUGUCACAGCUGUCUCCUCAGGAUGCAAGCUCUUCAUGAGGUUUAUCACCUUUGCAAAGUUAGAUGAUAAGUCAUUUGAAGAAUGUGAACAAAUAAUGUUGCAGAGAGGACAAAUCUUUUUAGACACACUAUUGGAAGCUCGGGGGAAAGUUGCUAAGCAAGCACUGCCAUUUAUUAGUGAUGGUUGUAAGAUACUUACACACUCACGCUCAAGAGUAGUGCUACAAGCUAUGUUAGAAGCUGCAAAGGCGAACAAGCGGUUUGAAGUAUUUGUCACAAUGUCAUGUCCUGACAACAGUGGAGAACGUAUGCAUAAAGAGUUAGUAGCUGCCGGUAUAGAAGCGACGCUCAUAUUAGAUGCAGCCGUGGGCUAUAUAAUGGAGCAAGUUGACAUCGUGAUGCUAGGCGCUGAAGGUGUAACGGAGAGUGGCGGUAUUAUAAAUAAGAUUGGUACAUAUACUAUAGCAAUGGCGGCACUAGAACUCAAGAAACCUGUUUACGUACUGACGGAAAGUUUCAAAUUCUCCAGAGUAUACCCCCUCAACCAACGGGACAUACCGAAAGAGUUCAAAUACCUCUCAAGCGUGCUCAGUUCUGGAAACCUUUCGAAACAGCAUCCUUUAGUGGACUACACACCUCCUGCAUAUAUCACCCUACUUUUUACCGACUUGGGCAUACUAACGCCAUCCGCUGUCAGUGAUGAACUAAUAAAAUUGUAUUUGUAACGUUUUUUGUAUAUUCUGAUACGUUCAAUAAAUUAUAUUAAUUA
This is a messenger RNA of Pararge aegeria (speckled wood butterfly), 1093 nucleotides long. It is a transcript of the gene eIF2Balpha, whose product is annotated as translation initiation factor eIF-2B subunit alpha. Gene Ontology annotation, cellular component: eukaryotic translation initiation factor 2B complex. The record is from RefSeq and is a predicted model, not a curated record. NCBI's taxonomy places the organism in Eukaryota, Metazoa, Arthropoda, Insecta, Lepidoptera, Nymphalidae. The transcript is spliced from 7 exons. The coding region runs from base 141 to 1049 and encodes 302 amino acids. Gene Ontology annotation, molecular function: guanyl-nucleotide exchange factor activity; translation initiation factor activity. Gene Ontology annotation, biological process: translational initiation.